This is a messenger RNA of Anguilla anguilla (European eel), 3479 nucleotides long. RefSeq names its product sterile alpha motif domain containing 11 (gene samd11). Gene Ontology annotation, molecular function: RNA polymerase II cis-regulatory region sequence-specific DNA binding; DNA-binding transcription activator activity, RNA polymerase II-specific; protein binding. The coding region runs from base 784 to 3423 and encodes 879 amino acids. NCBI's taxonomy places the organism in Eukaryota, Metazoa, Chordata, Actinopteri, Anguilliformes, Anguillidae. The record is from RefSeq and is a predicted model, not a curated record. Gene Ontology annotation, biological process: positive regulation of transcription by RNA polymerase II. The transcript is spliced from 13 exons.
AGAGUGCAAAUCUUGUUUGGUCGGGGUCUCUGAACUAAAGCGUGACUUUAGAGAGAUAUAUAGGGUUAAAGAACGCCUCAAAACAUCCCACUCGUUCCAGAUAUCUCUUGUAGAUUAAUACAGAAAAUACGGAACGCAGAGGCGGCUAGUUGGUUUGCACCUCUGCCGUGGUGGAGUAUAUUAACUUUUUUAAAUGUGUCGUGUCUCUAUGUGACAAUGAAAGCGGUGUCCUUCAGACACCUUGAUAGCAAAAUAUCAGAAUAGUUGUUUAUGUUGUUUUAAUAAACAUUUAGGGUACAAUAAAAUUAUACAUUUAGCCUGUAAACAUUGGUUCAUUAUAUGCUAUAAAGCAAAAAACGAAGGAAACCGAAAGGUGUAAUUUUGAAAAUAAAAUAAAAUAAAACUCCAUCCCAGAGGCAGAUCGAUAUAGGAUCAAUACGCAUUUUUACAGACAUAAUGUCUACGGCUGCUGAGAUCUCGCCAAGAUGUCAGGUAUUAGUUGAGAGAGUCAGAUUAGUUUUAGUGGGCAGGAGAGCGGCGAAACCCGUCAUGCGAGCGAGCUGUGAGCCUAGCGGAGAGCGAGGCUACAGAGAGCUGUGAACUGAAUGGAAAUCUGUUGGUGAACUUAGACGCACUGUUGUCAGAGAGCGACACGGGACUCCUGCGUAAAACAAAGUAGCCCCGACUGGGAGUCGGGAGCCGACGAACUCCGUAAAGAGGACACACAAGUUGAUUCGAGCGAGAAGCUGAUCACUUGUAAACCGGCGCUGCGCUUUUAGUAACAUGCCCGCUAUCAAAAAGGAGAGACUGGAUGGGGACGAUAUGGCAUUGGCUGCCUUCAACCAGCCCGAAUACCUGGCCCCUUUAAAUGCCACCUCUAUCCCCGUGGUGACCCCUCAUCCGCCGCCGUACGAUCAAAUUUUCGCCCAUCAUCGCGCUUACUUGGGACUACACGACACCGCGCUACAUCACCAACACCUUCACCACUACCCCGAAGACUUAAUGCUGGAGAGAUUCUCUUCCAUUCCCGACUUUCAGCCUUUUUUUGACAACGGGGAGCCCUGCAUCGAGGUGGAAUGCGGGGAGAACAAGGCUUUGCUGUACAUUAACAAGCUUUGCCAGGGCAGCAAGGGACCCUCCAUCAAAUAUCGGGGCGAGUGGCUCACCCCGAACGAGUUUCAGUUUGUCAGUGGAAGGGAAACUGCCAAAGACUGGAAACGUAGUAUAAGGCACAAAGGGAAAAGUCUGAAGACCCUUAUGUCCAAAGGAAUUUUACAGGUACAUCCUCCAAUCUGUGAUUGCCCUGGGUGUCGAAUUUCGUCUCCAGUGAACCGCGGGCGCCUGGCGGAGAAGCGCACCACGCCCCUCCCCCCGACGCGCGUCCCCAAGAAGGAGCUGGUGUCCAUCUUCAGCAGCGACGACAGCGAGGGCAGCGAGAAGGCCAAUGGGGACCACGGGGACUUCAAGCAGGAGGACGAGCUGCGCUUCGGCAUCAUGAGGAAGAGCCGCGACAGCAGUGACCUCACGACGAUCAUCUCCAACCUGCACCACACCCGGCAGAGCGGCAUGCCCGAGGGCCAGCCGUGCGGCGAGAUCAGCAGGAGCAGCACCGUGGACAUCGGCUCUGCCGCCGCAGAUGACAUUUUAGGCAAGAGAAGAUCGUACUCCCCGAACAGCAGCAGCGAGUGCCCGUCAGAGAGCAAGAGGACCCGCAGCGCGUCCCCCAAAGAAAACUCCCAUACCCCUGCACUGGAGCCGCUGGCCAGUCACAUGACCCCGGAGGAGCACUACAGGCGGAUGAUGACAGCGCUGAACGAGCACGGGUCCUACGAGGAGCAGCAGCAGCGGCUCUACCAGCUGGCCAACAGCAUGGGCGUGGCCAGCCACGGAGACCUGUUGCGUGCUCGCCAGGAGGCGGUGGCGGCGGUGCGGAACCAGGGCGCCAUGGAGGCCCACCUGCCGUCGGCAGGAAGCUCGUCCAGCCAGCGGCGCAAGCAGGGCCUGCCGCAGCACCGCGACGCGCACUUCCCCGAGAGGGAUAUUUCACACCCUCCGCCCCUCCUGUCCCCGCAAACCGCCCCGCACAUCGCGCUGGGACCCCACCUGCGGCCCCCGUUCCUGAGCCUGCCGUCUGCUUUGUGCCAGGCUCCAGGAUACGGCUUCCUGCAGCCGGCGCAGGCGGAGAUGUUCGCGCGGCAGCAGGAGAUGCUCCGGAAACAGAACCUGGCAAGGCUGGAGAUGUCGGCGGAGCUGCUGAGGCAGAAGGAGCUGGAGACGCUGCAUCGGCAGAGGAUUUUUGGGGACCCCCUGGGGUUGCACCCCGGCCUGCCCCCGGACCACCCCGCCCUGCGCAGCCUGCACGAAAUCCCCGAGGGGCACCCGCUACGGGAGGAGCUGAACCGCCGCAACGCCAUGCUGGUGCUGCGCCACAGCAGCGCGCCGCUGCUCUCCCUCAACCACCAGGGGGCGCCGGGGUGCGCGCCACCCAAGGAGCCCGGGUCCCGCAAGAGCUCGCGGAAAGGGGGCCACGCCCGCGGGGACCCACACGAGGGGCCCGCCCAGGCCAAGGACUCGCAGGGGGAGGGGCGUAUGCACGAAGGCGGGGCCGACGGGCGGGACGAGGAGAUGAAGGACUCGGAGAGCGAGGCGGAGGUGGGCGAGGACCGGCUGGAGGGCCCAGCCAAGGCCGACGGCCACGCCGCCGGAUCCGACCUGGGGCAGGGCAAGGACGGGGCCAAGCCCGGCGAGGGAGGGAAAGAUUUGGGCGAGGCGUCCGGACGGCUCAGCGCCCCCUGCAGCUCCGCGGGACCCGCCUCCCCCAGCCACCAGGCCUUCACCCCGGGGAUGGGCAAGAGCGAGGCCAAAUACCUCCCACCCGGGACCUUCCCCCCGUUUCCAGCACAGACCUUCCCCUUCGGCUUCCCGUACAGCCCCUACUUCCACAGCGGCGCCAUGGGAGGUCUGCUCCUGGACGGGGAGGAGGCGCCGCCCAUGGAGGACAUCAGCAAGUGGACGGUGGAGGAGGUGUGCGGCUUCAUCAACGGGCUGGCCGGCUGCUCCGAGUACUCACAGGUGUUCCAAGAGCAGGCCAUCGAUGGCGAGACCCUCCCCCUGCUCACCGAGGACCACCUCCUCAACAACAUGGGCCUCAAACUUGGCCCCGCCCUGAAGAUCCGUUCCCAGGUGGCGCGGCGCGUCGGCAGAGUGCUCUACAUGACCGGCUUCCCGCUGGCCUUCCCGCUGCCGCCAUCUGUUCUGCGCCCCCCGGAGCGGGACGCCCCGCCGCCCGAGAACCGCCCCCCCUCCGCCGGCGGCGCCCCCUCCCCGUACGGCGGCCCGCCCGCCUGCCGCGCCUCCCCCAAGCAGGAGGACGGAAGCGCCUCCGCGGCGGGAGUCUGCAACAACGGCAAGCCGCCGUCCUAAGACGACGACGGCGAAGAGGAAGAAGAAAAACAAAACAAAAACAACAAAAAAAAAAA